Molecule: messenger RNA, 1697 nt
Organism: Drosophila novamexicana
Lineage: Eukaryota; Metazoa; Arthropoda; Insecta; Diptera; Drosophilidae
Gene: meru
Exons: 5
Coding region: 173-1666 (497 amino acids)
Source: RefSeq, a predicted model, not a curated record
GCUAGCAAGUGUGAAUCCCCAUCCAUAAAACCGAAAAACAAACUAAAACAAAAAGUUAUUUCAUAUUAUUCAAACAAUUAUUAAAAUUAACCCAAGCAAAGAAAACCCGAAUAAAGCAACAAUAGAAGCAAAACCUACCUAAUGUACCAAUUAGUGGGCCGAUUUGACCAAAAUGGCGGUACAACAACAACAGCAACAACAACAGCAGCAACAGCAACAACAAAAUUCAACAUUCAUCGAUAAUAAUCCUGAGUCUUGUACGCCGCUUUUGAAUUUUCCUGAUAGCCCAAUACUGCCACCCAAAAAUCGUCAUCGUCAUCAUCAAAAUCAAGACAACACCCACCUCAAGAAGCCAAGUGCUAAUCUUUUGAUAGAUGCCAAGGUGACAGCACCCAACGCAUUCAUCGAUGCCCCACCGCCCACACAACGGGGCCAAAAUAAACACGGCAACAUGGCAAACGGAAAUGGAAAUGGAAUUGGAAAUGGCCAGCACAUGGUCACCAGUAGACGUCAUCGCCAUCGUUUCGUAUCCCUAUGCGGCGCUAAUAGCACCGUGGAACAGUGUGAUAAGGAGUUACCCAUUUGGCUGAACCAUAAUGAACUACGUUAUGUAUCGGGUGUAACCAACAAGACCACUUGUAAUGAUAUAAUAAAAGCGCUGAUAGAUGACGAGCAGUGCAACAACAAUAACAACAACAUCAACAUUAAGCCGGAUGGCGACCAUGGCUCAGGAGCAGCAUUGCGUGACUACAACGAUUUCGUUAUAACGGAACGUUGGCGUGGUAUCGAGCGCAGCUACGAUGGCAACAUGGCCAUUUUACCUGUUUGGCGCGCUUGGAGCCGUGUGCACAAUGAGUUGUGUCUGUCGCUCAAGCAACGUCAACAGCUCAAGGAAUCGUUGGCACCUCAGUAUGGGGAAUUAACUCCACCCGCCUCUAACGGAUUUUCAAUGCUCAAGUGGCUGAAAAGACUUUUGCACUUUGGCAGCAAAAAUAAGCACAAAACCUAUGCCAAAAAACCAUCAGCCAAAGUGGCCAACCAAAUCAGGGAAAACUGGUUGCCACCAAAAAGAAAAAAUGAAGUGCUCGACGAAGUGCUUCUGGUCAUACUUCCCGAUCAGCAUUACGAGAACUUCAACCGCAAUGUCAAGGCCCAGUUAAACAGCUGCGAGUUGAAGACAAAACAUCGAAAACACAACCGCGAUAAAAUAACCACCUCCGACAAAUUUGUCAGCAAUCAUUGCAUUAGACGGCGCCGCAGGGAUGCGCCGUUGCGCAAUAGCUUGCGCAACAAACUGGCUGCGCUGCACGCAGAGAUGAAUGUGAGAUACGAGAGAGAAUACAAUCUUACGCGCCAGCUAACCCACAAGUGCAGGCAGUUUAAACUGCAAAACGAGCGGUAUAGAUGUAGGGAAAUGGACCUUUCAGUGGGUCAGCUGCAGCAAAAUAUUGAAGCCUAUGCGGAGGAUAUUAUUAAAACGGAACACGAGCUUCUCGAGCUAAAAAACGAGAUAAAACAGGACAUUUCGCUGAUAAACAACCUUAAGCGAAUGACGUUGGGAGAGGAUAAGGAGACAGCUCAAGUUGCUCAAGUUGUUCCACAUGAAAUGCAGUUCGUUGACAAUAUUUACGAGUUUUGCGACAAUAAUGCAAGCAUGUUAGUCUAACUUUUUAUACCUUGUUAAGUUUUUACCAAUA